AUGUUUUGGAUGCUCAACAUUGCUUGGGAGGUCCUCGCACUGUGCCUUUCGGUCUGGGUUGCUGAGAAACACUUCCAUGACCUGCAACGACUCGGCACAUCAACAGGAUCGACCAUCGGGGACUGUUUCAGAGUGCUGAUACAAUCUCACGUUCUUUAUUUUGCAAGUAUUUUUUCCGCUCAAGUUCCGCACAUGUUAGCUUUGUUGGUACCUCUUGCCUCCAUCUUGCUAUUCUCUCUCCAGAAAUCUCGGUGCGCUGACCUUCGGUCGUGCAGAUGUUUGUGCUGGGACCACGCCUCAUUCUUAGGAUUCGAGAAUACCACGCCGAACUCGUGGCAUACUCCGACGCAGAAACCAGCAUGA
Suillus plorans is the source of this 363-nucleotide messenger RNA. RefSeq lists its product as uncharacterized. The record is from RefSeq and is a predicted model, not a curated record. NCBI's taxonomy places the organism in Eukaryota, Fungi, Basidiomycota, Agaricomycetes, Boletales, Suillaceae. The annotation marks the transcript as partial. The transcript is spliced from 3 exons.